This is a messenger RNA of Ambispora leptoticha, 206 nucleotides long. The record is from the annotation of a GenBank genome assembly. NCBI's taxonomy places the organism in Eukaryota, Fungi, Glomeromycota, Glomeromycetes, Archaeosporales, Ambisporaceae.
GUGGUUGUGAGCAUUCUUUAUUUGCGAGAUUAUCUGCGAGAUCAUUGCCAGGGCUAUUGAAGUGUCCCUUUACUUUUUUUGCAUUAGGAGUAGUUAUUUCUGUUGAUUAUAUUUUUGUUAAAGCCUUGUAUAGCUGCUUAACUAUCAGUGAAGAUAUUAAUGUGACUGUUGAUGGGGAUGUAUUCAGUAACAGAACAAAUAGCUAG